Messenger RNA from Saccharomyces mikatae IFO 1815, 756 nucleotides. RefSeq lists its product as uncharacterized. NCBI's taxonomy places the organism in Eukaryota, Fungi, Ascomycota, Saccharomycetes, Saccharomycetales, Saccharomycetaceae. The record is from RefSeq and is a predicted model, not a curated record. The transcript has a single exon. Bases 1 to 756 code for a protein of 251 amino acids.
AUGAGUGGUGACGAUUACUUGACCAGCGAUGAUGACAAUGACGUUGAAAAGAGUUACGCAAGGCCCAUCUUUUUGAGAAAACGUAAGGGUGAACACCACGCUAAAACUAGCGGAGACGAAGAAGAAGACCACCACCCAUGGGUUAGGUCCGUAAACCUACCGCAGCCCCAAAACAAAGACACGCAAAAUACCACUAUACGGCUGGUACCGAUGACGAUGGACAGGCCGAAGUGCCAACGCAGAAAAAAGAAAAGAAAAAUCACUAGCACAAUUAGUCAUGACACUGCGCUUUUCGAGUACGGUGAAAGCAUAGCAGGUUACAAGUGCGUCAUGACCGAGAGCCAGAAAACACGCCUGAAACAAAGAGAUGAAAACAAAAGUACUAGUGAAAGCGAAGUGGACGUUUUCGCCUUUGACCAGUCAGAAGACCCAGAAGUUAAAGUCGAAACCGAAGAAAAUUACGUGAGAGCCAUCCGGCAAUACUGGCACAUGUCCAAAGGAGAUCCGGCCAUCUUGCCGCUGCCAGACGCGCCUACAAUGAGCGAUGUUAGCUUUGAUACGAUCAACGAACACAACGUAGAACAAUUCUACACAUUGAGCAGUGCGUUGAUGGGAGCAAAACGUCUAGACCUGAUCCGCCGCGAUAGAAUCCGGUGGCACCCGGACAAGCACCGUUAUCAUAAACCGAAAGUUACAAAACUGUUUCAAGCCAUCAAUGGCCUGUGGGAGCAAGAAAAGAGGAAGAAACAGGAAUAA